Ziziphus jujuba (common jujube) is the source of this 1056-nucleotide messenger RNA. Its product is annotated as zinc finger BED domain-containing protein DAYSLEEPER-like. Gene Ontology annotation, molecular function: DNA binding. The transcript has 2 exons. The record is from RefSeq and is a predicted model, not a curated record. The coding region runs from base 211 to 1011 and encodes 266 amino acids. Lineage: Eukaryota; Viridiplantae; Streptophyta; Magnoliopsida; Rosales; Rhamnaceae.
ACUCAGCUCAAGCAUCCACCACCAUCUCCCUCAGCUCUCUCAUCUCUCUGUUUAGUUAGUCCAGCUCCAGUAGUUGUAGUGCUGCCGACAGUCCAUCUCCGAUCUCCCUUAGCAGUCAGCUCCAGCAGUGCCGCCACCACCAUCUCCAGUCUCCCUCAGCUCUCUCAGCCGAUUCUUCUUCACAGCCGCGGCCACCACCGAAGGUAAAUUAUGGCUGAAGCUAGUGGUUCGACAAUUGGAAGCACUCCACAUGACAAGGAUCAAUCAUCAUCAACACCUUUUAGCGACAAUUCGACUCCAAUUAGUACUCCUCAAGAAAUACCUAGUCAAGAAGAUAUAAAUCAAACUUCGAUAGAGGUAUGUGACGAGGAUAGUAGUCAAGUAAUUGGAAAAAGAAAAUUGAUUUCGGUUGUGUGGAAUCAUUUUAAAAAGGUAAAGAUAGAUGGGGUGGAUAAGGCCGUAUGUAACUAUUGUAGUAAGAAACUAGGAGGAGGGAGUAGAAAUGGAACAAGACAUUUGCAUGAUCAUUUUAAAAGGUGUCCUCUUCGAACACAAAAGGAUAUUAGGCAAGCAAUUUUGAAUCCUACUACAGAUGUCGGUGGGAAAGUUAAAGUUGGUACAUAUACGUUUGACCAAGAGAAUGCCAGAAAAGAGCUUGCAAACAUGAUUGUUUUGCAUGAAUACCCUCUUUCAAUAGUUGAACAUUAUGGGUUUAGGAGGUUUAUAAAUACGGUUCAACCAUUGUUUAAAGCGGUUUCUCGUAAUACAAUUAGAAAUGAUAUUUUUAAAUUAUAUGAUUACGAAAAAUCCAAAACAAUGGAGUUGUUAGAGAAGAAUUAUGGUAGAGUUGCAAUUACUACGGAUAUGUGGACAUCUAACCAAAAUAGAGGAUUCAUGGCUAUUACGGCACAUUUCAUUGAUGAUGGUUGGAUACUUCAAAGUCGAAUUAUAAGGUACUUUAUAAGUUUAUAUAUUAAAUUUCAUAUUUAUUGGAUUGUUUUAUGUAUUUAGUUUAUUAUAACUAUUUAUUAUUAUUAUUUUUUGUAGGUUUGUAUA